Closterium sp. NIES-65 is the source of this 7283-nucleotide messenger RNA. The record is from the annotation of a GenBank genome assembly. NCBI's taxonomy places the organism in Eukaryota, Viridiplantae, Streptophyta, Zygnematophyceae, Desmidiales, Closteriaceae.
AUGGGGAGCGACGGCGAUGGCGACGGCGAGGCGGGGAUGCGGAUGCAGCUCGUGUCGGGGACGGGCGAGUUCGAUCGCGAGGGGCUCGAGCGAUUCGCGCGUGCGACGCGGAUGACGGAGUGCGGCUUGUCGUACGCCGUCAUCGCCAUCGUCGGACCGCAGAGCAGCGGCAAGAGCACGCUGCUAAAUCACCUCUUCCACACGACCUUCGAUGAGAUGGACGCGCUCAAGGGCAGGCGGCAGACGACGCAGGGCAUCUGGGUGGCGGAGGCGCGCGGCAUUCGGCCGUUCACCCUCGUGCUGGACAUCGAGGGCACUGACAGCCGCGAGCGCGGCGAGGACGACACCACGUUUGAGAAGCAGAGCUCGCUCUUUGCCCUCGCUGUCGCUGACGUCAUCAUCGUUAACAUGUGGUGCCACGACAUUGGUCGAGAGCAAGCCUCCAACAAGCCAUUGCUGAAAACGGUUUUUCAGGUGAUGAUGCGCCUGUUCUCGCCGCGCAAGGCCACGCUGCUCUUCGUCAUCCGCGACAAGACCAAGACCCCAAUGGAGACACUCGAGCCCAUAUUGAGGGAGGACAUUCAAAAGAUAUGGCAGAGCGUACCCAAGCCGCAGAAGCAUCACGACACACCCUUUGCUGACUUCUUCAAUGUGGAGGUCACAGCUCUGCCCAACUUUGAGGAGAGAGAGGAGGACUUCAAGAGCCAGGUAGCACGGCUGAGGGAGCGGUUUCAAGACUCGGUGGUGGAGGGGCGGGUGGCGGGGGACCGGCGGGGGGUGGUGCCGGCAUCGGGGUUCCCCUUGAGCGUGGCGGAGAUGUGGCGCGUGAUCCGCGAGAACAAGGACCUCGACCUGCCCGCUCACAAGGUGUGCUGCGCCACUCUAGGGAAGGAGGGAGGCGAAGAUAUGUCGAGGGACAAGGACCUUGUCUUGCUCGCCCACAAGGCGUGUGUGCUGUGCUCGCCCACAAGGUGUGUGUGCUGUGCUCGCCCACAAGGUGUGUGUGCUGUGCUCGCCCACAAGGUGUGUGUGCUGUGCUCGCCCACAAGGUGUGUGUGCUGUGCUCGCCCACAAGGUGUGUGUGCUGUGCUCGCCCACAAGGUGUGUGUGCUGUGCUCGCCCACAAGGUGUGUGUGCUGUGCUCGCCCACAAGGUGUGUGUGCUGUGCUCGCCCACAAGGUGUGUGUGCUGUGCUCGCCCACAAGGUGUGUGUGCUGUGCUCGCCCACAAGAUCGCCACAGAGGCGAUGGUUGCUUAUCCCCCUGUCCUCCCCCUUCCCCCUCCCCACCUUGUCUCUCUCCCCACCUUGUCUCUCCCCACCGUCUCUCCCCACCGUCUCUCCCCACCUUGUCUCUCCCCACCGUCUCUCCCCACCGUCUCUCCCCACCGUCUCUCCCCACCGUCUCUCCCCACCGUCUCUCCCCACCCCUCCUUCCCUCUCCACCCCACCAGGUGAUGGUGGCCACGGUGCGCUGCGAGCAGAUCGCCGCGGAGAAGCUCACCCAGCUGCAGGAGAGCGAGGAGUGGGUGGAGCUACAGGCAGCAGUGGAGGCGGGCAAAGAGGCAGACCACUUCGGUGGGCGGGCGAACGAGCUCGCAGCUAGUGCUCUUGCCAUCUUGUCUACUAUCCCUUCCUCAGCUUGUCCACUAUCCCUUCCUCAGCUUGUCUACUAUCCCUUCCUCAGCUUGUCUACUAUCCCUUCCUCACCUUGUCUACUAUCCCUUCCUCAGCUUGUCUACUAUCCCUUCCUCAGCUUGUCUACUAUCCCUUCCUCAGCUUGUCUACUAUCCCUUCCUCACCUUGUCUACUAUCCCUUCCUCACCUUGUCUACUAUCCCUUCCUCAGCUUGUCUACUAUCCCUUCCUCAGCUUGUCUACUAUCCCUUCCUCAGCUUGUCUACUAUCCCUUCCUCAGCUUGUCUACUAUCCCUUCCUCACUUUGUCUACUAUCCCUUCCUCACCUUGUCUACUAUCCCUUCCUCAGCUUGUCUACUAUCCCUUCCUCAGCUUGUCUACUAUCCCUUCCUCACCUUGUCUACUAUCCCUUCCUCACCUUGUCUACUAUCCCUUCCUCAGCUUGUCUACUAUCCCUUCCUCAGCUUGUCUACUAUCCCUUCCUCACCUUGUCUACUAUCCCUUCCUCAGCUUGUCUACUAUCCCUUCCUCAGCUUGUCUACUAUCCCUUCCUCACCUUGUCUACUAUCCCUUCCUCACCUUGUCUACUAUCCCUUCCUCAGCUUGUCUACUAUCCCUUCCUCAGCUUGUCUACUAUCCCUUCCUCACCUUGUCUACUAUCCCUUCCUCACCUUGUCUACUAUCCCUUCCUCACCUUGUCUACUAUCCCUUCCUCAGCUUGUCUAUUAUCCCUUCCUCAGCUUGUCUACUAUCCCUUCCUCACCUUGUCUACUAUCCCUUCCUCAGCUUGUCUACUAUCCCUUCCUCAGCUUGUCUACUAUCCCUUCCUCAGCUUGUCUACUAUCCCUUCCUCAGCUUGUCUACUAUCCCUUCCUCAGCUUGUCUACUAUCCCUUCCUCAGCUUGUCUACUAUCCCUUCCUCACCUUGUCUACUAUCCCUUCCUCAGCUUGUCUACUAUCCCUUCCUCAGCUUGUCUACUAUCCCUUCCUCACCUUGUCUACUAUCCCUUCCUCACCUUGUCUACUAUCCCUUCCUCACCUUGUCUACUAUCCCUUCCUCACCUUGUCUACUAUCCCUUCCUCAGCUUGUCUACUAUCCCUUCCUCACCUUGUCUACUAUCCCUUCCUCACCUUGUCUACUAUCCCUUCCUCAGCUUGUCUACUAUCCCUUCCUCAGCUUGUCUACUAUCCCUUCCUCACCUUGUCUACUAUCCCUUCCUCAGCUUGUCUACUAUCCCUUCCUCACCUUGUCUACUAUCCCUUCCUCACCUUGUCUACUAUCCCUUCCUCACCUUGUCUACUAUCCCUUCCUCAGCUUGUCUACUAUCCCUUCCUCAGCUUGUCUACUAUCCCUUCCUCACCUUGUCUACUAUCCCUUCCUCACCUUGUCUACUAUCCCUUCCUCAGCUUGUCUACUAUCCCUUCCUCAGCUUGUCUACUAUCCCUUCCUCACCUUGUCUACUAUCCCUUCCUCACCUUGUCUACUAUCCCUUCCUCACCUUGUCUACUAUCCCUUCCUCAGCUUGUCUACUAUCCCUUCCUCACCUUGUCUACUAUCCCUUCCUCAGCUUGUCUACUAUCCCUUCCUCACCUUGUCUACUAUCCCUUCCUCACCUUGUCUACUAUCCCUUCCUCACCUUGUCUACUAUCCCUUCCUCAGCUUGUCUACUAUCCCUUCCUCAGCUUGUCUACUAUCCCUUCCUCACCUUGUCUACUAUCCCUUCCUCACCUUGUCUACUAUCCCUUCCUCAGCUUGUCUACUAUCCCUUCCUCAGCUUGUCUACUAUCCCUUCCUCACCUUGUCUACUAUCCCUUCCUCAGCUUGUCUACUAUCCCUUCCUCAGCUUGUCUACUAUCCCUUCCUCACCUUGUCUACUAUCCCUUCCUCACCUUGUCUACUAUCCCUUCCUCAGCUUGUCUACUAUCCCUUCCUCAGCUUGUCUACUAUCCCUUCCUCACCUUGUCUACUAUCCCUUCCUCACCUUGUCUACUAUCCCUUCCUCACCUUGUCUACUAUCCCUUCCUCAGCUUGUCUAUUAUCCCUUCCUCAGCUUGUCUACUAUCCCUUCCUCACCUUGUCUACUAUCCCUUCCUCAGCUUGUCUACUAUCCCUUCCUCAGCUUGUCUACUAUCCCUUCCUCAGCUUGUCUACUAUCCCUUCCUCAGCUUGUCUACUAUCCCUUCCUCAGCUUGUCUACUAUCCCUUCCUCACCUUGUCUACUAUCCCUUCCUCACCUUGUCUACUAUCCCUUCCUCAGCUUGUCUACUAUCCCUUCCUCAGCUUGUCUACUAUCCCUUCCUCACCUUGUCUACUAUCCCUUCCUCACCUUGUCUACUAUCCCUUCCUCACCUUGUCUACUAUCCCUUCCUCAGCUUGUCUACUAUCCCUUCCUCACCUUGUCUACUAUCCCCUCCUCACCUUGUCUACUAUCCCUUCCUCAGCUUGUCUACUAUCCCUUCCUCAGCUUGUCUACUAUCCCUUCCUCACCUUGUCUACUAUCCCUUCCUCACCUUGUCUACUAUCCCUUCCUCAGCUUGUCUAUUAUCCCUUCCUCAACUUGUCUACUAUCCCUUCCUCACCUUGUCUACUAUCCCUUCCUCAGCUUGUCUACUAUCCCUUCCUCAGCUUGUCUACUAUCCCUUCCUCAGCUUGUCUACUAUCCCUUCCUCAGCUUGUCUACUAUCCCUUCCUCAGCUUGUCUACUAUCCCUUCCUCACCUUGUCUACUAUCCCUUCCUCACCUUGUCUACUAUCCCUUCCUCAGCUUGUCUACUAUCCCUUCCUCAGCUUGUCUACUAUCCCUUCCUCACCUUGUCUACUAUCCCUUCCUCACCUUGUCUACUAUCCCUUCCUCACCUUGUCUACUAUCCCUUCCUCAGCUUGUCUACUAUCCCUUCCUCACCUUGUCUACUAUCCCUUCCUCACCUUGUCUACUAUCCCUUCCUCACCUUGUCUACUAUCCCUUCCUCAGCUUGUCUACUAUCCCUUCCUCAGCUUGUCUACUAUCCCUUCCUCACCUUGUCUACUAUCCCUUCCUCACCUUGUCUACUAUCCCUUCCUCAGCUUGUCUACUAUCCCUUCCUCAGCUUGUCUACUAUCCCUUCCUCACCUUGUCUACUAUCCCUUCCUCAGCUUGUCUACUAUCCCUUCCUCACCUUGUCUACUAUCCCUUCCUCACCUUGUCUACUAUCCCUUCCUCACCUUGUCUACUAUCCCUUCCUCAGCUUGUCUACUAUCCCUUCCUCACCUUGUCUACUAUCCCUUCCUCACCUUGUCUACUAUCCCUUCCUCAGCUUGUCUACUAUCCCUUCCUCACCUUGUCUACUAUCCCUUCCUCACCUUGUCUACUAUCCCUUCCUCACCUUGUCUACUAUCCCUUCCUCAGCUUGUCUAUUAUCCCUUCCUCACCUUGUCUACUAUCCCUUCCUCACCUUGUCUACUAUCCCUUCCUCACCUUGUCUACUAUCCCUUCCUCAGCUUGUCUAUUAUCCCUUCCUCACCUUGUCUACUAUCCCUUCCUCAGCUUGUCUACUAUCCCUUCCUCAGCUUGUCUACUAUCCCUUCCUCACCUUGUCUACUAUCCCUUCCUCAGCUUGUCUACUAUCCCUUCCUCACCUUGUCUACUAUCCCUUCCUCACCUUGUCUACUAUCCCUUCCUCAGCUUGUCUACUAUCCCUUCCUCACCUUGUCUACUAUCCCUUCCUCACCUUGUCUACUAUCCCUUCCUCACCUUGUCUACUAUCCCUUCCUCAGCUUGUCUACUAUCCCUUCCUCACCUUGUCUACUAUCCCUUCCUCACCUUGUCUACUAUCCCUUCCUCACCUUGUCUACUAUCCCUUCCUCAGCUUGUCUACUAUCCCUUCCUCAGCUUGUCUACUAUCCCUUCCUCACCUUGUCUACUAUCCCUUCCUCACCUUGUCUACUAUCCCUUCCUCAGCUUGUCUACUAUCCCUUCCUCAGCUUGUCUACUAUCCCUUCCUCACCUUGUCUACUAUCCCUUCCUCAGCUUGUCUACUAUCCCUUCCUCACCUUGUCUACUAUCCCUUCCUCACCUUGUCUACUAUCCCUUCCUCACCUUGUCUACUAUCCCUUCCUCAGCUUGUCUACUAUCCCUUCCUCACCUUGUCUACUAUCCCUUCCUCACCUUGUCUACUAUCCCUUCCUCAGCUUGUCUACUAUCCCUUCCUCACCUUGUCUACUAUCCCUUCCUCACCUUGUCUACUAUCCCUUCCUCACCUUGUCUACUAUCCCUUCCUCAGCUUGUCUAUUAUCCCUUCCUCACCUUGUCUACUCUCCCUUCCUCACCUUGUCUACUAUCCCUUCCUCACCUUGUCUACUACCCCUUCCUCAGCUUGUCUAUUAUUCCUUCCGCCUCCCUAUCGCUGCUUCCGUUCCUCUGCGUUUGUUCACUGGCAACGGCGAGGCAGCGGGAGGGAUCGAGAAUGCCCGCUUUCCACGCUCCCAUCACCACCCUCACCUUCCUCUCAGCUAGGGCGCAGAGAAAGGGACAUGCCCCAUGCGUGUUCACCCUGUCCUCAUUCCCUCUCGUCUGCUGCCUCUCCUGUACUGCUUCCUGUGCCCCCCCUCUGCACUGCUUCCCAGCUGUACGAUUCGGAGGCGGCAUACUUCGAGGAGGGAGUGAGGGACAGCAAGCGCCAGUUCCUGCUCAAAGGCAUGAGCGCCCCGUCUCCCCCCUCCAAUCAGCUCAUCCGUCAAGUGUACAUGGCAGUGGUGGCGGCGGCAGCAGCUCGCUGCGUCACAGGGGGGCUGCAAAGGGGACCAACCCACCUCAUCCGCCCAGUGCACACGGCAGUGGUGGCGGCGGCAGCAGCUCGCUGCUUCGAUUCCUUCAAGAGGGACCUGGACGAAGAGACAGGGGGGCGAGAGGGCAGCGCUGCCUCCUUUGCCAACUCCUCUGCUGCGUGCCUGCAGGCUGCUGCUGUCUCCUUUGACUCCGAUGUUGAGGACGCUGACGUGGCGCUGUUCAAUUGGUCGGUGGAGGACGUGACGGCGAAGCUCAUGGCUGAUAUGGAAUCCCACGUGGCGUUGCUGCGAUCACAGAAGCUCAAACAGAUCGUCACGGAUGCAGAGGCGUCCCUAUCACACGACGUAUCAGAGCCCAUAGCGGCAGAACGAGAAGCCAUCAGAGAGAACACGUGGCGGGAUAUCCGAGAAGCGUCCCUGUCAGAGGCAAUCUCGGAGCCCAUAGCAGCGCUGCUAGAGGCAGUGACGGACAACACGUGGCGGGACAUCCGAGCCGUGUUCUUCCACCAGCUGGACGGCGCAUGCAGCGACGUGGAGCAGGCCGUGGCGGGGUUCCAGCUGGGGGACGACGAGCACACACGGCUCAAGGGCGCGGUGGAGGCGGCGGGGAGGAAGGUGGUGGAGGAGCGGGUGAAGAGGGAGAGCAAGCAUGCGCUGUCGCUCAUGAAGGACAGGUUCUUCGUGGUGUUCUCGCAGGACGACCAGGGUCUGCCGCGCAAGUGGACGGAGGGAGACGACAUCAAGGCCAUUGCCUUCGAUGCUCGCAAGGCGGUGAGGCACACAGGGAGGGAGGCCGUGAGGCACACAGGGAGGGAGGGGGUGAGGGGGGGUCGGAGGGAGGAGACUGUGAGGGGGUGGAGAGGUGGUGAAGGGGGGGAGAGAUG